CUUCUGGUAGGUUAUUAGGAAAGAUCGAAACUUUUUGGAUUCCCUGAAAUUGGGUGAAAGAUGGGUAACGCUCUUACGUUUCUCUACGGAAAAUGCUGCAAACCCACAACGACCGACGACUCUCUCGGUCCUCACGGCGUCUCCGCCGCCACCGUCGGUGUUUCAGCUCUCGCUCACGAUCUUUUCAACUUCGAGAUCACUUCCCAGGUUCCUGAAGGGCUUGGGAGGUAUGUUCAGUCGUCUAGAAAAGCUCAAGCAAACUGGUAUAGAAAAAUACUUGAGGCAUGGAAGCAAGCAAAACCUCCACCACAGACAGCAGAGGAAGCUUCUAGGCUUGUCAUUGAGAUCUUAAAAAGGAAUCAGAAAGCUGAUGUUGAGGUGGAUCCAAAAGCUGUGGCAGAUGGAGACACCAUCACAGUGUAUGUCAGUACUUCAGAGCCGGUAGUGUCAUCUUCUGUUCCAAGGGAAGUCAAUCUUGCAGCGGUUCAAAGAGCAAAAGCACGUGAGAAGAGAAAUUAUCCAAAAGCAGACGAACUUCACCAAAAGAUCAUUGAUUCUGGUUACAGGGUACUAAAUAUUGAGAAUGAGGAAGUGCUUGCUCGGAAAUUCAGAAUUAGACUAAGGGGAAUAGAUGCACCAGAGAGCCAAAUGCCAUUUGGGAAAGAGGCACAACAAGGGCUCCUUAAGAUUGUUGGAAGGAAAAGCUUGAAAGUGUUAGUUUAUGGAGAAGAUCAAUAUGGGCGAUGCGUAGGUGAUUUAUACUGCAAUGGGAUUUUUGUCCAGGAGGCAAUGCUAAAGAAAGGGCUUGCUUGGCAUUACUUUGCUUAUGACAAGCGCCCGGUUCUCGCAAAGGCAAGACUAGUAGAGUUUGUUUUGUAUAUACUACAAAUCUCUUUCGUUUGUUGGCAUAGUGAUUUUGAGUAUUUAUGUGAAAUCAAUCAGUGGGCUUCUUCCAAUCCAGAGAAGCCAUGGGACUGGAGAAAGAAUAAUAGGCGUGAGUAGUCAAGCUACUCUGUUUAAUCGAAAACACAAACGCAGUAAUCAACGUUUAAAACAAUUAAGGUUUGUGAUUGUUGAGGGGUUUUCUAUAAUUCCUCAAUCCCAUUAUGUUGUAAGAUGUGUGUAAAUGGUGUGUGUGCAUUCAUCCUAUGUUUGAU
This is a messenger RNA of Arabidopsis arenosa, 1157 nucleotides long. NCBI's taxonomy places the organism in Eukaryota, Viridiplantae, Streptophyta, Magnoliopsida, Brassicales, Brassicaceae. The record is from the annotation of a GenBank genome assembly.